GAUGGUCUGUUUCCCCUAACAACAGCAACGGCGGCGAGGAGAAAUCCUGGUCUCCGCCAGCUCCCGGCCAGGUAACCAACAGCCUGGAGUGGGAGGUGCCGUGCUGGGGAGGCACCGCGUGGACAGGGCUCUGCAGCCGCUCCCGCCCAGACUCGUAAUCAGGCCACUAAUGACAGCGGGGAGCGUAAAAGUUCUCUUCCCUACCCACCUUGCGUGAUGCAGUGACACAGAAUGAAAUUCACAACACACAUGGAGAAAAGGAAAACAACCAAUCCUUCCCCAGAACGGAACAGCUAAGAGCCAAUGCUACUGAAAACCAUGGGGCAGGCAUCUCCACCGAGUGCAGGGAAGAGGCCAGGAGAAGACCCAGGAAAUAAAUUAAAAAAGGGACAGCCUUUGAGCUGGUCCCUGAGCGGUGAGCAAGACUUAGCUGUUCAGGCAAGCUGUGUGGCUGGAGUAGAGAAUAUAUUGGAAAUCAGAGAGGUCAAAAACAAUGAGCAGGAGAUAGCGGAAGAAAUGUUCUUAACCACUUCACUCUUCCGAAGCCUUCACCCAUCUCUGGUGAAUAUAUCUAGGUCCAGCAGGGUCUCAGAAGCAGAUGCCAACCUGAGGGGAAUAUUUACCAGAUGACGUGAAGGCCGUGGAAAAAGAAGAAAUUGGAAAAUUCAUUAUUUAAGUGGUGUGUGUAAGUUGGAUACUCUCUAAAAUGAUACCAGUAAUUUCUAAAAAAGAUCUAGGGGAAGAGAAUAAAUCUGGGUUUUACAGGCAGCUGUGAUGAGGGCUGGGUGACCAGCUGUGCCACAGCUGGCAAAUAUGUCUACACGUAGUAGUGGCAUCUGUUUGCAGUAUGACAGGAGAGAGUGCCUCUUUUAGGUACAAAGGAAGAUAGGAAUUAUCACAGAACUUCAUACCACAUAAAAGGUCCUGUCUCUUACUUCUGUUACCCCAGUAUAUUAUUUGCAAGUCUGUGAAAUUAAGUAUAUGAUUGGUAUUUAGUUUAAUUUUAUACCAGAAUAAUUCAAGAGGUAAAUUUCAGUACCUUCUGUCUUCCAAUCAGAUGUACAUUCUCAUAUAUAAAGUAUUCCAAAGAAAUAGCUCCUAAAUAAAAUGACUCAAAUCAAGAAAUAGUCUCACAUCUGACCUCAUCCACACCCUAUGCACUGGUCUUACUCUCCUCUUAGCCACUUCACUGUAAAAACCUUUGCAACUGCCACAGGUGCAUGCCCCAAACCAUACAGGCUGUUGUGCUGUGUUGGAACAUGAUCACAUCAAACUACGAUAUCAAUUGUUUAAAAUGAUCAGAAGUGAAGAAAGCAGGCAGAAAGACAAGUCUAUACAUUAAAGGAUCCUUUUCUUUCUUUCUUUCUUUUUUCACAUCUGGAAAUCUAUGGCCUAUGUUCAAGUGCCAGGCUCAGCUCAAAUUAGCAAGUGAUGAUAAAUUCCUGGAGGCCUAGAACUCCGUGUUCUUCAUUUCCCAGUACAGUGCCUUUCGACAUAAAUAGAUGGUUGCUGAACUCCCCUGAAAGAAAGAGACAGGUACCUGUGGGCUGCAUCACCACCAGCGAACCCAGCAGACAGCACAGAUGCCUGCAUUCAGCUAGGUAGGAAACCAACCAUGUAAGCAGUGAAAAGCAUGUCAAGACAGCUAGGAAAAACCAUUAAAGUGAGUGGUAAACUGUU
This is a messenger RNA of Pan troglodytes (chimpanzee), 1680 nucleotides long. RefSeq lists its product as hypothetical. Lineage: Eukaryota; Metazoa; Chordata; Mammalia; Primates; Hominidae. The record is from RefSeq and is marked predicted.